AUGACCACGACGGCCCCUGCAUCGCAAGACGAGAAACCUUGGCACGCCCACUUCCCCGCCCCGCGAGAAACUGAUCCCAAAGCCAUCACGCGCGAAGACCUGCUGGAGCGGUUUCGGCAGGGCCAGAGCGGAGGGCGGGACUUUGUCCUCGUAGAUCUGAGGAGGAAUGACCAUGCGGGCGGCACGAUCAAGCACUCGAUAAACCUCCCCGCGCAGACGCUCUACUUCUCGCUCGCGACGCUGUACGAGCUCUGCGCCGCGGCCCACGUCCCGCUGGUCAUCUUCUACUGCGGGAGCUCGCGGGGCCGCGGGACCAGAGCCGCCGGCUGGUUGGCCGAUUACAUCGCGGACCAGAAGGGCAGGGCACAGCUGGAGAGUGUGAUUCUCGAGGGCGGUAUCAAGGGCUGGGUGAGUGGUGGGGAGGAAUAUACAAGGUGGAUGGACGGGUUUGAGGCCGAGGCGUGGAAGAAGGGGGAUGAUGGUGGUGGCGGCCAGUAA
Molecule: messenger RNA, 498 nt
Organism: Fonsecaea multimorphosa CBS 102226
Lineage: Eukaryota; Fungi; Ascomycota; Eurotiomycetes; Chaetothyriales; Herpotrichiellaceae
Exons: 2
Coding region: 1-498 (165 amino acids)
Cellular component (GO): cytoplasm; nucleus
Molecular function (GO): protein tyrosine phosphatase activity
Source: RefSeq, a predicted model, not a curated record